Messenger RNA from Penaeus indicus, 1906 nucleotides. RefSeq names its product pancreatic lipase-related protein 2-like. Gene Ontology annotation, molecular function: carboxylic ester hydrolase activity; lipase activity. Lineage: Eukaryota; Metazoa; Arthropoda; Malacostraca; Decapoda; Penaeidae. The record is from RefSeq and is a predicted model, not a curated record. The coding region runs from base 80 to 1801 and encodes 573 amino acids. Gene Ontology annotation, biological process: lipid catabolic process. The transcript is spliced from 12 exons.
CUCGCCCUUGCGCCGGGGGUUGAAUAGUCCUGCGCAAGAAUCGGCAUAACUCAGUACUACUUCCAUAGAGGCGAAUAUCAUGUCACAGAGUGUAAUGCUUCACGCCCUUCUGAACCUCGUUUUCACGACGAACUUCACCCAAGACACAACGUUCCCGCCAGAAACCGUGGGAGAUUGCCACGGCGUCCUCGGCUGCUUUCCCGCGGGCGUCCCUCCGUGGGUGGGGCCAGAACGCCCAGUCUCGCUGCCGCCCUUGCCGCCCUCACAGAUCACGCCUACGUUCUGCUUACACACGCCCGCGCGACCAGACUGUCAUGUGAUGGAGGCCGAUGACUUUGUGGGGAUCUACAGCUCCGGCCUCGAUGCCUCUGCGCCGCUCUAUGUCCUCACGCACGGCUACCUGGAAUCAGCCCGACUCAAAUGGAUGCAGAAGAUGGUGACGUCGCUUCUGAGGUCCUCCCCCAAAGUGGGCGUGGUUACCGUCGACUGGGCGAAGGCAGCCCCUCCCCCUUACGCCCAAGCAGUGGCCAACAUCAGACUGGUGGGCGCUGCGACAGGCUACCUGCUCCACGUCCUGGCGGAGUUUUGUGACGUCAACCUGAGGUCAGUGCACCUGAUUGGCCAUAGCCUGGGUUCUCACCUCAUGGGCUACGCAGGCCAAUAUGUCCAGACCGUCCGAGAUGAGAAGGUCGGGCGCAUCACGGGCCUGGACCCCGCCGGCCCCUACUUCACCAACACGCCGCCAGAGGUCCGACUCGACCCGAGCGACGCCGUCUUCGUGGACGUGAUUCACACCGACAUGCCGAGCGAGGGAUGGGAAAUUAGCAAGCUGGGCCAUCCAGCGCCGCUCGGCCACGUGGACUUCUACCCCAACGGCGGCUCGGUCCAAGCAGGGUGCCAGGGGUCCGUCCACAGCCACAUAGGAAACAACGCGAGCGUGGCCGAGGGGGUGCUCUCCUAUAUAGGCUGCAACCACCAGAGAUCUCACGAGUACUUCACUGAGUCCGUUAAUUCUAGGUGUGGCUUCAUAGGCGUCGUGUGUGAAUCCUGGGAGGCGUACCUUAACGGCUCCUGCUGGGGCUGUACGGAGGACCAGAAGGAGAAGAAAGGGCGAUGCCUAACCAUGGGCCUCUCUGCCACGCCCUUGGCACUUUCGCCUCAGCCUGGGACGCCUCGUGCUGGCACUCCUCAGCCAGCCGACGAGGAAAUCAGUGACAGCAUCAGUGACACGAGGAACCCCAAUAGCACGCAGGGAGAGAGCAGAGCCAAUGACUCCGCAAUGACUCACGCGACGGAAGUGCCAACGACAGUGUCAGGAUUCCCGGUGAAGGUGUUCCUUGGCACCGCCAGUCAGAAGCCUUUUUGUGCUGAGCAGUAUCGCAUAACAGUGAUUACGUCAUCGGCCAGCACCAAGGUCAGCUCCGAUGGUGACCUCGCACGCUUCACCGUCGGACUGCAUGGCCAGAGGGGUGUACAUCCCCUCCCCGCGCCGGAGAGCCCCACCUUCGUGGAAGCCGGCGCCCGCCUCUCCUGGGUAAGCUUCUCCCCGCCCGUCGGCCGCAUCCUGAGUCUGCGCGUUUUCUAUGAGGAAGAAAACGGAGUGCUGCACUCGCUCAUCUGGAGGUUCAGCAAACCGCACCUCUACGUGGAGGCGUUCACGGUCGAGGAGCUGUCGACGGGAGCAGUAACGCGAUUCCCUUUCUGCGGCGAGAAGAUGGAGGCCGGGCGCUCCCACACCCUCUACCCCGACCUCCAGUGCCCUCCAGCUUCGCCUGCUCCGGAAGAGGAGGCAGACAUAUAGGGCGAAUCGCCAUCACAAUCACCAAAUCUCUCUCUCUCUCUCUACACACACACACAAACACAAAUAUAUACAUAUAUAUAUAUAUAUAUAUAUAUAUAUAUAUAU